UAUACCGACAAACAGGAACACAAAAGAUACAAGUCACGUGAUUAGAAAUUACUUCCUUAUCGAGGGAAAUGUUGUGAGGUUUUGUGGUUUUGUUACGCGAUGGAGGAUAGACUGAUACAGCUUCAAACCAACUUAAAUAAGUUCAUCAACCAUGUGGACGAUCUCACGAAUGAGGAGGACCCGGCAGGGAAUGGCUUCCACCGGGAGUAUAGGGAUCUACGUGAAAAGGCAGCACAAGACAAAGAGAAAAAAACUUUCCCUGCAGAGUAUGGAAGGGAGCCUUUCAACAUGAAGAAAAACAGAUACAAGGACAUCAUUGCCUUUGACUACUCCCGAGUGAUACUGCAGGAAACCGGUGUGGAUGGAUCAGAUUACAUCAACGCUAACCUCAUCCAGGACCCCUAUAAUAAUGACGGCUACAUCGCAACCCAGGGUCCACUGCCUCACACUGUAGAUGACUUCUGGAGGAUGAUCAUGGAAAAAAAGGUCAAGGUGGUCAUUAUGGCCUGUAAGCUGGUAGAGGGUAACAAGAAAAAAUGUGCGGUGUAUUGGCCAGAGACUGUUGGAGAGGAGGAAAGUUACGGGAACGUCACUGUCAAAAUGACAAAUGAAAGCGAUAUGAAGGAAGACUGUACAGUGCGUGUGUUCGAGGCAUCCUAUGGUGACCAGUUCCACAAGGUCACACAAUACCACUACACAGGCUGGCCGGACCAUGGUAUCCCAGAGGACCGCGAAGUUAUCCUCACCAUGAUUGCGAACAUGCGAGAUAUUCGUGAAAAUGACCCAGCAAAGGCCCCUAUAUUAGUCCACUGCAGUGCUGGCUGUGGAAGAACUGGAACAGUCUGUGCUAUUGACUAUGCCUGGGGGAUUCUAAAGGGUGGGAAAUUGACGCGAGACUUCAGCAUGUAUAAUAUUGUUGAGACGAUGAGAACAGAAAGACAGUCCAUGAUUCAAACACCAGACCAGUAUGAGAUGGCACAUUUGGCUGUGAGAGAUUUGUUCCAGAAACAUUUGGAAAUCAUGGAAGAAAACAUAUAUAUGAACGUUGGAGGCAUUGAUGAAGAGCAAGAUGCCUUGGAUAGCCUAAAUAUGGUGACUCAAGAUGAUGACUUUGAAGAUGAGGACACUUACAGUUUUGCUUCAGCAACUAAAGUUCUACAGGACAGUGUACAAGAUACUGUUAACAGUUACACCAAUGAAGAGGAGAUUUCUGACAGUGUUUCUCAACCCACAGAUAAACCAUCUCCAAAAAAACCAUCCGUCCCAAUUACAAAUAAACCUGCCCUUCCCACAGAUAAGCCACCACUUCCUUCAAAAAAUUAUCAUGCUACGCCUGAUAAUGAAACAAAACCAGUUAUUAAAAAUAAGUAUCAGAAUGUGGCUAUGGCAGGUGCUCCCUAUGAGAAUUUUGAUUUAGUGACGGUGGAGGAAAAACAAGAAAGUUCCUUCCUACCGAAAUCUACACCACCAGGAGACAGAAAAUUUUCGCCGAAGACAGCAAAAAAACUCUCACCACCUUCUUCUCCAUUUGAAAAAAAGGCAAGUGGUCCUAUAUUUACAGAUGAAAAAACAGACACUCCUGUGUUAACAGGUAAAAAGAAAGAUAGCCCUGUAUCAACGAAGAAAAUGACUGAGAGGCCUGUUGUGACAGAUACCUCUGGUAGCUCUGUUUAUUCCAUGGCUGGUCCAGCUUCCUCUGGGCCUAUGUUUGCUACUUCUGGACAUGUGCCUAAACAAUCAGGACUUAUAUGGUCAUCAGCACAACCAAACGCAGAAACAAAGCCAGUUAGCACUGAACCACCUAAACUACCUAAGGCAGAGACAAAACCAAUUAGCACCGAACCAACAUCAGCUAAACUACCAAAGGAAGAUAAGUUAAUACCACAAUCUGUUCAAAGUGUCAAAACAACAAGUGUGCCUUCAGCUGAGACAAAAGCCCCAACUAUCAGCAAUGGCAAACAUGUAACAAAGAUCACAGUGGGAGGGUCAAAGACACCUACUCCAAAGAAUAAAACAGUUACCGAGCCUAACAACAAUUUGUACUCAGUAGCAUCUAACCCCAGAGAUCAAAAACAAAGUGGGCCGCAGUUCUCAGCCAAUACUGGAGGGGACGUUUACUCUCUUGUUCAGAAAGAUAAGAAAACAUCUUCCCCUCUUCGAUCAAGUCAAGGUCCAUCAAAACCAUCUCGUGCUUCACAGCAGGAUGUAUAUUCACAAGUUAGUCACACCCCUGAGGCUGUCUUUCAAGGCCAUAUCCUGGGCGGGGAUGGGUCCUACUCGGAUGUGGUGUUAGGACAGCCAGCAAAAGUAGAGGACAGCGUAUACUCCUAUGUGUCUGUUGAUCCUUCCUCGCCUCAAGAUUCUGCCCCACCAGACAUCCCGAAUCGAGGCUACAUUGACCCCCCUCGAGAACCCCCACCCAGAGGUCCAGCCCAAACAGAUACCCACGGCAUGACACUUAACAAAGGUUCAACUCUUGAUCAGAAUCGGUUUAAGGGUUUGAUAACUAAGCAAUUUGACACAUUAAACAAAAUGAUUAAGGGAGGAACUUCAGAACACCAAUACACAGAUACAAGCAAUAUCAAAGGAUUCCAUGAGAGAAUAGGACAAAAACCCAUGGGAAAGAAAGAGGAACCAUCAGGAUGGAAGAAGAUGUUUAAAAGUAAAUAAUCUUUAACCGACCUACUAUUACAAGUCUUUCAAAUCCAUGUGUUUAUUAUAUACAAAAUCUUGACAUUGUGAAUGGUGUUUUGAAAUAAGUGUAUUUUUCUAUUGUGUUUGUGAAACUUAUGUUACUUUCGGCUCUAUGCAUAACGUUUUUUCAGUAUUGAGAUGAGAAACUCAGUGCUAUACACAUGACAUGUUUUUUCAGUAUUGAGAUGAGAAACUCAGUGCUAUACACAUGACAUGUUUUUACUAUUAACAUGAGAAUCAUAUGAGAAUCAAAUCAUUUAUACAUAACAUGUUCAUUUUUAUUUGUGAUAUUUUUUGUUUUUGUUUGUAAACAAAUAUAAUGGUUUUUCAUUCUAAUUUCGAUUAAUCGUGCUUUAUCUCCCUUUGUAAUGCCUUGUUAUGUGGUUAUCUCCCUUUAUAUAACCCACAUGUGCUUAAUUAUUAAGUAAUGAACCAUAAAAAUCAAUACAUCUUGAGAUUUUUCUUGUGAGCACUGAAUAUUUCUGCCUUGUUGGAAUGAUCCAGAGAUGUUGGAUUGUAGCUACAUAUGUAGAUUGACCACCACAUCAAUAAUAUAGUAAACACAAUAUGGUCAUGUUUACUGAUGUGUAGCUACAUAUGUAGAUUGACCACCCCAUUAAUAGUAUAGUAAAAACAAUAUUGUCAUGUUUACUGGUGUGUAGCUACAUAUGCAGAUUGACCACCACAUCAAUAAUAUAGUAAACACAAUAUGGUCAUGUUUACUGGUGUGUAGCUACAUAUGUAGAUUGACCACCACAUCAAUAGUAUAGUAAAAACAAUAUGGUCAUGUUUACUGGUGUGUAGCUACAUAUGUAGAUUGACCACCCCAUCAAUAGUAUACGUAAAAACAAUAUGGUCAUGUUUACUGGUGUGUAGCUACAUAUGUAGAUUGACCAACACAAUAGUAUAGUAAAAACAAUAUGGUCAUGUUUACUGGUGUGUAGC
Pecten maximus is the source of this 3639-nucleotide messenger RNA. RefSeq names its product tyrosine-protein phosphatase non-receptor type 12-like. Gene Ontology annotation, cellular component: nucleus; cytoplasm. Gene Ontology annotation, molecular function: non-membrane spanning protein tyrosine phosphatase activity. The record is from RefSeq and is a predicted model, not a curated record. Gene Ontology annotation, biological process: peptidyl-tyrosine dephosphorylation. NCBI's taxonomy places the organism in Eukaryota, Metazoa, Mollusca, Bivalvia, Pectinida, Pectinidae. The transcript is spliced from 18 exons. The coding region runs from base 100 to 2670 and encodes 856 amino acids.